Messenger RNA from Phycodurus eques (leafy seadragon), 1515 nucleotides. RefSeq names its product cell death inducing DFFA like effector b (gene cideb). The transcript is spliced from 5 exons. Gene Ontology annotation, biological process: regulation of apoptotic process; apoptotic process. Bases 145 to 756 code for a protein of 203 amino acids. Lineage: Eukaryota; Metazoa; Chordata; Actinopteri; Syngnathiformes; Syngnathidae. The record is from RefSeq and is a predicted model, not a curated record.
UCCACAUACGUAAACAAUCUGGAUGAACUUUGGCUUGGUGUUCCUGUUCCGGGAUGGUCACCACUUUUGGAGCAAAGUCCAGGCUGUCCUACUCAAAGGCAAGCAGACAACUUUGUUACUGUGACAACAACACAUUGGAGCAGAAUGGACACAUCGUCGGCGAUUAAGUCGGUCAUCAAGCGGGUGUGGUCCGCGCCCCAGCGUCCGUUCAGGGUGCGCAGUCACAACAGGGAGGCCAAGAAGGGCAUCACGGCCGGGACUCUGGAGGAACUGAAAGAGAGGGUCUGCCGGGCGUUGUCACUGGCAUCGCUGGCGUCCCUGGUCUGCGAGGAGGACGGGACUGAGGUGGACUCUGACGACUUUCUGGCGACUCUGCCCGACAACGUUGGGAUCGUGGCCUUGGAGCCCGGACAGACGUGGCGACCCCCGUCGGGCGCGGACGUGGCCAGAUGUCAAGACAAGAUCAAGUCCAAGGCGGGAAAAGACAUCGCCAGCGUCACCUUGGACCUUUACAAAAUCAGCCCAAAGGAUUUGUUCGGCUCUCUGAGCGUGAAGGCCACUUUUCAAGGCCUGUACUCGGUGAGCGCCGACUUCCAGUGUCUGGGGCCCAAGAAAGUCCUCAGAGAAGCCCUCCGCAUCGCCUCCGCCCUCCUCAACGCCGCCGGUCACCUGCUCAUCACCUCCGCCUCCGUCAUCCGUCGCAUCAUUGAGGGCCCCGAGCUCUGGCAGACGCCACAGAGGGCUUAUCUAAAUUGAAUGAAUGUUAUCGUAUCAAAAAAAAUAAUUUAGUUUGGGGUGGCACUGUUUUGAAGUUGAUUUCGUACGUACGUCUCAUGCAAAAUUCUUAUUGCAGGUCAGUUGGGCUUUUGUGCUGUGCUUUGUGUCAUACCUUUGUAACUUUGUAUCAUCACGAAUCAUCCAUCCAUUUUCUAUAGUACUUGUCCUCAUUUGGGUCAAUUUCCUCCUCAAAUGACCAACAAGCUGGGGCAUACAAUUUAGUCUUCAAUGAACCUGUCACGUUUGUUUCCAAGCGGUCUCCAGCAAAGACAUUGGCACGUGCGCAAGUGGAACAGCUGUAUUGUAAUGUACAUGAAUGAAACAGACACUCGUGUGACCUGACAUAAACCCGUACAAGGAACACUUACUGUCAAGGCAACAAUGAAUAAUAACAUGACCCGAAAGUGUACAUCACUUAAAAAAAAUAAAUUAAAAAUUACAUUUAACUUUGGGAUUGGUCGCAGUUAAAACAAAUAAAAUAACAUUAUUAUCGAAUUAUAAACAUCCUUAAUUUUGUACCCUUAGAACCUUGAAGAACGAUUUUGUUGCAUACAACAUUGAAGCUUUCGGAUGCAAUGAUUCGCAACUACUGUGCUGCCGUAUAUGAUCCAGUUUCAUGUAAUUGGUCCACUAAUUACGAUUUAUUUACCAAAAAUAACGUAUCUUUGUUCAUCUAUCUGCGCCACCAACAAUUAAACGCUCUGCCACUAGAUGGCAGAGGGUCCAAUUGUCGCUUUG